Molecule: messenger RNA, 426 nt
Organism: Rotaria sp. Silwood2
Lineage: Eukaryota; Metazoa; Rotifera; Eurotatoria; Philodinida; Philodinidae
Source: the annotation of a GenBank genome assembly
AUGGCCGAUUCCAGUGAAUCGGAAGGUCUCUAUCUACAUAUAAGUGAACCUGGACGGGCUACUGUGUCAUUUCCGAAUGAUAAAGAACAGAAAACACUCAAUUUAGCCGGAACCGAUUUGGCAAAAUCAUGUAGUUCGGUCAACAUAUUCUGGUCCUAUCCAACAGGUUUGCUGACACUGAUCAUUGAAACAGCAUACACUAAAAAACAACAAUCUUAUACUAUUCAUAUCGAUAAUGAACACUUGAGUGCGUCUAUUUCGAAUGUUUAUCAAGUCAUCGAUGAUGAAGAAAUCGAAGUCACAACCAACGAUAAAAAAAUAAUACUCAAUUCGGAUUCAAAUUAUCAAGUAAUCAUCAAAUUUCAAGGUCCGCCAGAAAUGAGAACCUAUGGUGUCUCUAUUAGUUAUGAUAUCAUUCCAAAAUAA